This is a messenger RNA of Uloborus diversus, 4702 nucleotides long. RefSeq lists its product as uncharacterized. The coding region runs from base 209 to 1387 and encodes 392 amino acids. The transcript has 7 exons. The record is from RefSeq and is a predicted model, not a curated record. Lineage: Eukaryota; Metazoa; Arthropoda; Arachnida; Araneae; Uloboridae. Gene Ontology annotation, cellular component: acetylcholine-gated channel complex.
GUCAGAUCGCACGUGCAUUCUUUUUUUGCCGAUUUCAUAAUCGAAUUAUGCGGGAUCAUUUGACGUUUCGAAUGACUAAAAGUACUACUUUUGACUGAAGGAAACAACCCCAUUAUCGGAAGAAGUUGCAGACACGUGUUUUGGAGAUCUAGACUGCAGAUUUGCAGGAUGGAUCUCUGAACAGCAUCUCUAAGUCCACAACCCUGUCAUGCGUCAUCUUCUGUCAUUAUUUAUAUUUGCUUUCAUCAGUCUUACAAGCGGCCAGCAGUAUGCUGAACGUAAUCCCAUUCCCGCCGACACGUUGCCCAUUUUGGACGAUUACGAUUACGAUGCAACGGAUGGAUACGAUUUCAAUGACGAACAGGAUAUUUACCGGUGGAACAUCAACGAUUACCCCCAUCCAAGAGAAAAUCCACGGUAUUGUAACCGGUUAAAGCCUUCCAAUAUUUGUGAUCCAGAUUCAGUGCUGGAAAAAGAACAAGCGGACAGAUUAGAUUCAUUCAUUAAAUCCCUAUACCAGGAAACUCCUUGCAUAUGUGACACUUGUGAGCCAGGCGAAGGAGGAAUAGUGAUAGGCAUCGCUUUGCUGAAACACAUGUACCAGCCAUACAACGAGCAUCCGUCAAAAAUUAUUCGUCGUUUUUCGGAAAGUUUAAGAGCCAAAUGGAAACUUGGAAAAUGCGACAACGAUAUCCUCAUCGUAGUUGCGGUCACGGAUAGAUUGUCGUACACCGAUGUGGGCAAAGCCACUUCCUCCUACGUGUCGCUGAACGAGGCUCACCGCAUCUUCCUGGAGAACAAGGCCCACUUCACCGCGGGCCACUUCUUCGAGGGCCUGAGGGCGAUGCUCGCCGACUAUCACGAGAGCACCAGGGACAUGAAGAGGCCCGUCGAGAAGGGGCUGGACAUCGCCCUCAUAUCCGGCUCCAUCAUCGGGGCCGUGGUGCUGCUGGGGGUGGUGCUGUUCAUCGCGUUCAUCGUCUACAGGCGAUGCAAGAUGGAGAAGCCCGAGAAACGGAACCCAGACGAGAAGACAGACAACAGAGAAAGCGUUUCUUCGAGUUGGACCAAACAGGACAUAAAAGUCAUGUUCAGUUCCUUGAAAGGCACCGCCGGCAAGCAAAUGUCGUCGCCAAAAUACCAGCCAUGCGAGACCGACGAAAAGGACGCCAACCCAUCCAAGGGAUCCGACGACGAAAUCAUUGACGUCACGUUGGCCAUCCCAGAAGACAACAACGAGACGCAGCUGACCACAGUGUCCGGCCACGACGAGUCCACGUCAGAGAUGCUGGAGAAAGAUUUGAACACGGCCACUGAGGACUUGGCGAAGACAUUCGCCACCGUCACACCCAGGCCGACAUUUCGAGGACAUAUGACGGACUUGUGAUUUGUAGUUAGUUGUUUAUUUUGUCAAGAAAUUGCGAUAUUUUUUUUCUUUUAACCCUUUGACUACUAAUGCGCUGAGCUAUAUAAUUAACUGGAGUGUUAGCUAAGUUUACCGUUGUCAUCUGCUGGAACCAUUGGUAAUUUGGCACGGAUAACUUGAACUCCAUAAAGCCAAGGAUUAAACAUUUUUUUUUGCUAAAAUAAGAACAACAAAAACUGAUUUGCGUCGCCAAAAUCGAUUAUUGGCAUCAUGAAAAUAUGAGAAUUUCACCUCUUUCAACUCAAACAGAAAUGAACUUGCUCCAGGUCAAUUUCAGUUUCGGCAGUGACCGAGCCCUCUGAGACCGAGACUUGCUGCAUCACGUGACAAGGGCCUUUCAGUUUCGACCAAUCAGCAGAGGAAGAAAAGAGCUACCGGAGCAUUGACCACUUACUCUGGUAACUUUUAAUACAUAAACUGAUUUUCGAGGUUAUGUUCGUGUGUCUUGUUUGAAUGCUAUCGAAUCAGUCCACAUGGGGUGUCUAAUUUUUUGAGCAGAGUAACAACUCGAGGAAAAAAUUUUCUCCUGAAAUGAAACUCAAGAUUUUAUCGUCAUUGGUGUUUCAUUUUAUAUACAGAAGCUCUCAUGCAUGGAUAAGUUAAAUCACAUACGGAGAUUGAAAAGUUUUCUAUUGAAAAUUUGUUUUUGACUCAUUCAAAGCAACCACUUGCAACUUACUUUUACAUACAAGCACCACAUAAUUUUACUAUUGUUAAGUUUCAACGAAAAGCAAAAUUUUAAAUUUCAUUUCAUUUUAUCAUUGAGUUUGAUAGGUAAAACGCAACGUAUUUAACCUCAGUUUUCGAAACUUGGGUGUAUCCUUCCGCCUCGCCAGACUGCAUACUUAAAUAUAAAACCUAUGGCAGAUAACACUUCAGUAUUAUUAUGAUUCAGUGCUGAUGGGACAUAGUGCAGUGGGUAGGUUGUAUUUCAUCUUUCGUUACCUGAAUGGAGUUAAAAAUUUAUAACGAACGCAUUCUAAAACGCUUUGUGAGCUUCAGCACAUCAUUUACUUCGCAUGGAACAAGUGCGUCUUAACUAACUGGGAUUGGAAUCUAUGCGCCCCAGUCUGUAGAUUGGAUACUGUUUGGUUAUCCUGCGACGCUGUCGAUAGAGUACGUUCCUCCCAGGCUUUGUACCCCAGGCUCGAAUUUCUGGGCCAAGGGUAUGGAUGUACACAAUCGGUAUUGCACUUCUUUCUAUCAUGUCUCAGUGUUUCGAACUUCACGUAAAUCUGAUAGUCCCCCUCUCUCCCCGGCAAUGCAUAGGUGCUUUUCGUGCAGGUUCGAUUAGUCUGUAAAUUGUAUAAGGGUCGGUCGUUCGGGCUAAAACGCUUUAUAAGGAAUCGAAAAGAACGAAGAAAGAAAUUCCCACGAAUUAUUAUUAACUAAAUUUAAAUUAUUUUCGAGCUCGAAUAUCCUCAUCUACGUAGAAACGGGAAUUAUAUACAGUCGAACCUCCAUACAUCAAACUUCCACAUUUCGAAAUUUUCUAUAUAUCGAAGUUCCAGCAAAUUUCAAUGUUCAUUACAUAGAACAAUUGUUUCUAUAUAUCGAAAAAAUCUCUAUAUAUCGAAAAAAAUUUCGAGACAUUCGUAGAUUUUUUUUUUUCCACUUUAGACGGUUUGUCUCAUGAAAAAUGAAGGUUAGGGGAGAAAAUUAUGAUUACUAAAGGUUGCUAAGAAACUCAUAAGAUAUCUGGGUUUGAGGGGUUUGUAGAUGUAGGUCGUUGUUCCAUUCUGGAGUCUGGAGUUCUUAAAUUCCCUCAAGUUUAUUUCAAAUCUUAGUUGUAACCAGUAACACUGUAAAAUCAGUUUCAAGUUAUCCUUUUUGUCAGUUGAUUAUCAUUCCUAGUCUUUUUAGCUUCAGUAAAAAUCAUUCAAGUUAAGUAGAUUGAUUUUUUACUUUUCAUUCGAUUAAAUUGUCAAAACGAAAAUCCCCUCAUGUUGCGAAUCAAGUUUACCUGCCGAAGAAUGAAGAUGUGUGAAGGCACAAAAAUGUAAUUUCUGUUAAUUUUUCAGUUAUUAACUUUCGUUUAAUUCGAUGCUCGUAUAAAUUAGAAAUUGGGUUUCAUGCACGAAAAUUAGCUUUUAUUUUAACGGUUUAGGAGAUUUUUAUGAUAAAAUAAGAUUGUUUCUAUGUAUCGAAAUUUCUACGUAUCGAAUUUUUUUCCGGCAAUUUGCUACUUCGAUAUAUGGAGGUCCGACUGUAUUUUUUUUUCCUAAAUUGUAGUCAAAGGGUUAAACUUAUUUCAUCACUCGAGCCAAAUGACCCAGUUCUUCAUAACAAGAGAAAAGGAUACUUUUGUUUUGGAAAAAAAUCAUUUAGUUUCACUUGAUUGGCUUACUUUUAAUGUUGGUUUCACACCAAUUACGACAGCGGCGAGAUCUUCGUCACCGACUUUCUGCGCUCGCAUUGUGUCUCAUCUUUCAAUUAACAUUUUCAGCUCACCGCUUACUGAUUGGCUGCCGUUUACAGAUGAGGAGACCAACCCUUCCAGAAACCUCGAGCUCUGUUGCCAAAACUGGUGUGCCAAUAUAAUAGUUAGAAGGAAUAUUUUAACUGCUUUCCUGAGAAGAAGUACAUCGUGUUGCGCAGCUGGUCCAUUAUUAAAAAUUUCUUGAUUUUUUGAAUGCCCUAUGAUGCAAAAUGAGAAAGGGCAGUUGCCGAUGUUGGUAUAAAACUGUAACAACAGUGACAGCAAUAUAUUUUUGUGGCUCCCGUGACCAGCGUGAAUCAGUCUUAGUGAUUAGCUCUUCAUUGUAACUGUUGUCAUAAAUCUAUAGCAACAUAUUCUACGACUCUCGAGACUGUUGUGAACUAACAAUGGUGAUUGUGGUAAUUGUUGACGGAAAACUAUAGCAACAGAAAUGAGAAAAACAUAUUCUGGGACUGUCGUGACUGGUGUGAACCAAAGUUAGGGACUGGCUGUUCUUAGAGAGUGCCAGUGUAGGUAUAAAUGUAUAGCAACACAAACGACAACAGUGUAAUUUGUGGCUAUCGCGGUGGGUGAGAAAUCAACAUUAGUAACCGGCUGUUCAUAGUGACUGUCGCGAAAAAGCAACAGCAACGGAGAUGACUCUAACAUAUUUUAUGGCUGCCGCGGCUGGUGUGAAAUCAGCAUUAGAAACAGAUUUCUAAAUAAGAAUACAACUCCUGUUGCUCGAGAUAGAAUGUACAUAUUGUUGAUUCUACAAAAAUCCUUGCAUUUUUCUUCCUAUGUCCAUAUGCUAAAAAUAUAUGUCCACUUCCAUAAGUUCUUAAUAUUGUCUAUCA